ACAUGUCUUUGCAUUGAUUGGGGUAAAGCGAGGAGCUCACGAGACUGUAAAGGGGGCGUAUGUUUAGGCUACGUCAGCGCUGCCAGCGUGGAGCAGCAUGACACCAGGAAGUAACACAAUUCAAUUGACUAUACAAAUAUCGAAGAGGUGGAUUUUUGUGCUGGGAUUUGCUUCCCUAAAAUACACAGCACGCGACGACGCACGGGGGACACGCAGAGUCCCUGCGACGGGUUUUUCAACAUUCCAUGGAUAAGCCGCCUGUGAAGAUGAUGGACCCUACACUCGCUGAGAUGGGAAACCAUCUCUCUGAUGCCAUGAAGAUUUUGGAAAGUGGAAAAUUGGAAUCUGAACAGGGCAAAGAAAGAAGAAAGUUGAGUUGGAAAGACUUUCCAGGACCCUUGCAAGGAGAUGGACAGGAUGUUGUCAGCAUACUCCAGCUUGUCCAGAACCUGAUGCAUGGAGAUGAUGAGAAGCAGGGUCAUCGCAGGAUGCAGUAUGUCGGAGAGCAGGGACACAUGGCUCUAUUGGGACACAGUCUGGCUGCAUAUAUUUCUGUCCUGGAACGAGAAAGAUUGAGAAAGCUGACCACACGCAUCCUGUCGGAUACCACUCUCUGGCUCUGCAGGCUUUUCAGAUAUGAAAAUGGCUCAGCAUAUUAUCAUGAAGAUGACCGUGAGGGGCUGGUGAAGGUGUGUCGGCUAGCUAUUAAUACUCAUUAUGAGGACUACGCUACAGAGGGCUUUACAUUGCUCAGCUCUAAACAUCCUGUGAUUUACCAAAGUGCUGCAUGCAGACCUGGCCUGGGACAACAUCUCUGCAGCCAGCUGGGACUGCCUCUGUCAAGUCUUUGUAUUGUGCCCUGUAACACCAUGUUUGGCUCGUUGCACCGAAUGGAUGUUGCAUUGCUUGACAAGCUCAUCAGAGACGAUCGUGAAUCAGGGAAACUUCCAUUGCUGUUGAUAGCGAAUGCUGGAACGCCAGGUGCGGGUCACACAGACAAAUUCAGUCGUCUGAAAGAGCUCUGCGUUCAGUACAAUAUGUGGCUCCAUGUGGAGGGGGUGAAUUUGGCAACACUUGUUCUUGGUCAGGUCUCUUCUACUGUCACGGCGGCCACCAAGUGUGAUAGUAUGACUUUAACUCCAGGCCCGUGGUUGGGCCUGCCGGCUGUGCCUGCUGUCACCCUUUACAGACAUGAGGAUCCGGCCCUGUCUCUCGCAGCAGGUCUGACCUCUAGCCAACCAGUGGAGAAGCUUCGGGCUUUGCCUCUCUGGCUGUCCCUUCAGUACCUUGGGCAUGAUGGGAUUUUACAGAGGAUUAAGCAUGCCUCGCAGCUAAGUCAACAGCUGUUGGAGAAUUUGAAGACACUGGCUUCAAUAAAAACCUCGGAUGUGGUGUCUCAUUCCCGGGUCCCUCCCAUCUCCGGGGGCUCGCUGCGGGACGUGCUGGGCUCUCUUAUACUCUCUAUUGUGGAGGAUGAACUGAAUUCUCCUGUGGUGGUGUUCAGGUUUUCACAAGACAACAGCACUCCCUCAAGUGGUGGCUCAGUAGAAGGCUAUCUUGAGGGGGAAAGAGAUAUCCUUGAUGCCCUUAACAGAUGGUUGGGUGAGCAGUUGGCGCAGCAGGUUCCGCUAAGUGGUGUGGAUGUGGUUGAGCUGGAAGAUGAGGGCACAUGUGUUCGCUUCAGCCCCCUCAUGACCGCUGCGGCUCUUGGCACUCAGGAGAAUGACGUGGCUGCACUGGUGGAGAAGCUGGGAGAGAUGAUCCCAGUGCUGAGUUGCACCCUACGCUUCAGACAGGACUUCAAGGAUGAGGUUCUACAACAAGCUUCACUCUUGUACAUUGAGGACCAGAGCUGGCCUGGCCUUGGAGGUGUGAGGUAUGAGGCCAGAACCACAGACCUGGAUGAAGACAAGAGACAUCACAGUGUGGAGAAGAUCAACAGUGACUUGCUUAAGAAGCUGAUGGAGCUGGAUACUGACCUGUACUUCUCUGAUGGUCCUGAGUUUUGUGAGGAGAAAAACUGCAUAUUCAUUGGUAUGGCAACAGAAGACCUGGAUGUGGCAGAGUUGGUGGAAACUAUAGUAUCUAUUGGAAGAGACAUUGAGGAAAGUGGAAAGUUGUUUGAGAACAUGACGGAGGUUGUGAGAAGAGGCAUACAGGAAGCUGAGCAGCAGCUUCAGAAAGCAAAUGAAGAGAAACUUAUGGAGGAGGGUGUACUUCGACAGAUCCCUCUGGUGGGCUCUGUGCUUAACUGGUUCUCCCCACUUCAGGCCUCAGUCAAAGGAAAAACUUUCAACCUAGCUGAAGGUUGUCUGGACAGCACCGAGCCUGUUUAUUCUAUAAAAGCCCAGAUGAAUAAAGAAGCUUCCCUCGAUUCCCCCAAGUCCGUCACCAAACGGUUUCCAGGCCAAAAACUCUUCCGGCGGCAGGGAGCGGGCUCAGACUCUGUCAGUGAUACCAGCUCUGUCAGCCAGCUUGAAGAAUCGUUCAGGGAAACGGCACCCGUGCAGGCCAGUGAUGCGGAGGAGGCAGAGGUCCCUCAGGAGCAUCAUGUCCACAUAGUGGUGGAAACGGCUUCAUCAGACCAGCGUGUACCAGAGGGACAAGAGACCGAGAGUGUAGACGCCCUAAGAUAAGACCACUCCUAAAGGGAUGUCCCAGAGGUUGGCUUUGUCUCACGGAGGAAUAUGCGUCCGUGACCUUGAUGCCUUGAGCAAACCACUCUUGAAAUUAAGGAAAGAAGCAGCUUUAAAUGCAAAUAACAAAACACUGGAAUUUCAUGGAAAUAAUGUUUGAAUAUACGUCCCUUUUUCUUCUCGUAAUCAGUUGCACAUUUUUAAGGUUUGGUUAAUCAUAUAUUACAGGGUCUCCUCACAGUUCUUUAUGUGCACUGCCAGUAUAUCCUUCCAUAGUGGGUGACACAGCCGUUACGUUUUGGACGCUUAUCUUUGUCAUCUAUAAGCCUGUCUGACAGGUUUUUCUGAUCCAUUUCCACACAUUAUUUACACAACGAAAGGGCUAUUGUGGCCUUACCGUCAUGUACAUUAAUGUCACAAUGUCUUGUUUGCCAAAAGCUGGUCUUGCUUUAUGUACUCUCCACCGGCAGACGUGUGAGAAAGAAGGUUGAUGCUUGAAGACUCAUGCAUCUGUUUCUAAUCAAACGAUAGCCUUAUUGCACUUUUAUGUACAGAAUGUCACACUUUAAUCAGAACAGCAGAAUAUUUAUUUAUUCUAUAAAUAAUUCUCUUGGAGGACAUUAGGCUAUUUAGAGAUAAGUAACAUUUGCUAUAUGUCUAAAAUAAGUUUAUUAAAUCAAACAGAUAUCCAUCCAGCACUUUUGGCUUUACCAAUAGUGAAAUGAUUAUCAUAUACUGUUCUUACUGUGAAGAAUGUUUCAGAGAUGUCUCUUUUGAGUAAUCGUUACAUUUUUGGAUGUGUAUGAAGGCUAAAUAUAAUGUACUGAAAUGAAGAUCUUUAUUUGUUGUUUACACCAAUGUUAAUUGUUUUAGCACAUACAAAAAAAAAAAGCUUUGCUACUGGGGAAAUGUAGUUUCAUUUCGCAUAUGAAUAUUGUGUGAAUUAUUCAUGAGAAGUAAAUUCACUACAUCUAGAACACAUCCAUCCAUGUUUUUUGGAGCAUAAGGUGCUCUUUUCAUAACUGUGCUUCCUUACUGAAUAAUGUAAUUGUAGAUCUGCUCAUCUUUUCAAAAUGAUUAGUCUUAACUGGUGCAAUAAAUCAUUGUUUUUUUCUUUUUCUUUGGGGGAGAUAAGUGCUGACUUGAAAUGUUGUGUCAAAAGAAAGAAUAGAGUGGUUUUUAUAAUUACAAUUUUAUUUUACAAUGAGCAGUUAUGUAAAUGACAAUAAAGAAAAUGGUACUAAAACAAAAAUAAGAGCUUGGAGUUUUUUUUUUUUUUUUUCAAAACUGUCCUGAACUUUUAC
Messenger RNA from Sinocyclocheilus rhinocerous, 3940 nucleotides. RefSeq names its product pyridoxal-dependent decarboxylase domain-containing protein 1-like. The record is from RefSeq and is a predicted model, not a curated record. Gene Ontology annotation, molecular function: carbon-carbon lyase activity; pyridoxal phosphate binding. The transcript is spliced from 24 exons. Gene Ontology annotation, biological process: carboxylic acid metabolic process. Gene Ontology annotation, cellular component: intracellular membrane-bounded organelle. The coding region runs from base 246 to 2636 and encodes 796 amino acids. Lineage: Eukaryota; Metazoa; Chordata; Actinopteri; Cypriniformes; Cyprinidae.